Messenger RNA from Boleophthalmus pectinirostris (great blue-spotted mudskipper), 4979 nucleotides. RefSeq names its product DIS3 like exosome 3'-5' exoribonuclease (gene dis3l). The record is from RefSeq and is a predicted model, not a curated record. Gene Ontology annotation, biological process: rRNA catabolic process. Gene Ontology annotation, molecular function: 3'-5'-RNA exonuclease activity; RNA binding. Gene Ontology annotation, cellular component: cytoplasmic exosome (RNase complex). Lineage: Eukaryota; Metazoa; Chordata; Actinopteri; Gobiiformes; Gobiidae.
UGUUUAGGUUAGCUAGUAGUGCGAAAUGGUAGCAGCAUGUUCCCGCGUUAUGUUAAAUCUACGGUGUUUUGUUGCUUUGUGUCAAACUGAAACAUGAUAAAAACGGAGAGGGUUCUGCAUUUGAAGAGCAGCCGCGGGAGGAAGGUCCGUGUGGUCCGGGAGCAUUAUUUGAGGGAGCGGGUUCCGUGCUACAGCUCCCUGUGUCAGGCGGACUGUGACAACGAGGGUAAGGUGCUUCCUGGAGAUCUGACCCAUUACGUGAUUCCUGAUGUCGGGAUCGUCCUGGACUUUCUGGAGAUCCUGGAAUUCAGAGAAAUCCAGGGAAUCAUCUUCACACAGACGGCGUGUCAGGCUGUGCAGCACAACAAAGGAAGAAGGCAGUACAACCGUCUGCGUAACCUGCUGAAAGACCCUCGUCACGACUGUGUGCUGUUUGCCAAUGAGUUCCAGGAGUAUUCGUACUGCCCCCGAGAGAAAGGAGAGAGCCAGGAGAAAUGGCAAACCAGAUGCGUGUACUCCGCCGCAGUCUGGUAUUACAAUCACCUGGCCGGGCUUAAGGACGUGGUGAUGGUCACGGACGACUCGGAGGCUGUGGAGCAGUACAAAAGCCUCAACUCUGGGGUCUACGUCAUCUCAAUGCAGGAAUAUCUGCAUAACUUUUGGUCGGACGUGAGCGCCGCCCAUGAACUGUACAGCUCCAUCGUCCAGGCUGUGCAGGAGAGGGAGAGCGAGGGGUCGGAGCGGGAGUACCAGGAGCACCUGCCCGCCGAGAUCCUGGAAGCCGGGAUCAAGUCUGGGAGAUACACGCAGGGUAUUCUCAGCGUGAAUAAGCACCGAGCCCAGCAGGAGGCGUUGGUCACCACACAGGGCUUCUCCAACAAGAGCACAGACCAGAGCCGGGACGUUCUGGUGUUCGGGGGUAAGAAUCGUAACCGGGCGGUGCACGGGGACAGCGUGGUGGUGGAGCUGCUGCCUCACAGUGAGUGGAGAGGAAGGGCCACAGCUCUGACCGAAGUCCAGGGAGAAGAGAAGGGCACGGACGACCAGAGCAGCCAACCUAUGCCCACUGGUCGUGUGGUUGGGAUCCUGCAGAGAAACUGGAGAGACUAUGUGGUGACGUUUCCUCCUCGAGAGACUCAGAGUCAGAGCAGAAACUCCCAGAAGAUCCUGACCGUGCCCUGGGAUCACCGCAUCCCCAAGAUCCGCAUCAGCACCCAGCAGGCCGACACGCUACAGGAUCACAGGGUGGUGGUGCGUAUCGACUCAUGGGACAGCACCUCUCUGUAUCCAAACGGACACAGCGUCAGAGUCCUGGGCCGAGCCGGAGAACUGGAGACCGAGGUCCAGACCAUCCUCAUCGAGAACUGCAUCAGUGUCCCUCCUUUCUCUGAGGCACAGCUGAGAGAGAUGCCGGUGGUGUCCCCUGAUCGGCCCUGGACCCCUGACCCGGAGCAGGUGAGCGCGCGCAGGGACCUGAGGCAGACUCACCUGGUGUUCAGCAUCGACCCCAAAGGCUGUGAGGACGUGGACGACACUCUGUCUGUGCGGCGUCUGCCCGAGGGGGGGCUGGAGCUGGGGGUCCACAUCGCAGACGUCACCCACUUCGUCAAAGAGGGGUCCCUGACCGACCAGGAGGCGCGCGCACGGGCGACCACGUAUUACCUGGCGGACCGCAGAUACGACAUGCUUCCUGAGGUGCUGAGUGCAAACCUCUGCUCACUGCUCGGAGGAGUCGACAGAUACGCCAUGAGUGUUUUGUGGGAGCUGGACUCGGAGUCUCUGGAUGUACAGAGCGUGUGGUUUGGGCGAACUCUGAUCCGCUCGUCCUAUCAGCUCCACUAUGAACUCGCCCAGGCUCUGCUGAACGGAGAGGACGCCGCUGUACCGGAGCUGACCCGGCUCGACCCAGAGGAGCAGAGUCAGAGGCUGGCCCACCUAAACCAGGCUUUAGAAACUCUGACUCAUGUGGCACGACACCUGAGAGCAAAGAGGGACAGAGGGGGCGCUCUUGAGCUGGAGGGAGUGGAGGUCCGAGCUCAGUUGGAUUCAGAGAAGAACAUCACAGCCCUGGUCCCUCGUCAGCCUCUGGAGGUGCAUGAGACUGUGGCCGAGUGCAUGAUCUUCGCCAACCACUGGGUGGCGCGCAAGAUCCAGGAGUCCUUCCCCCACCAGGCCCUGCUCAGACACCACCCCCCUCCCAGACAAGAGCACUUCAGUCAGCUGCAGGAGAGCGCCAGGGCCCGGGGCUUCACCAUAGACACCAGGUCUAAUAAAUCCCUUGCAGACUCCCUGGAGCAGGCUGUGGACGUUCAGGACCCUGUGGUGAAUCGUCUGCUCAGGAUGAUGGCGACUCAGGCCAUGUCCCAGGCCAUGUACUUCUCCACUGGAGCUGUGCCCGCCGAGCAGUACUACCACUACGGUCUGGCUCUGGACCGGUACACUCACUUCACGUCUCCCAUCCGCCGUUACGCCGACGUCAUUGUGCACAGGCUCCUGAUGGCGGCGCUGGACCUGGAGCGAGGCCUCAGCUCCGCGGUGGCCUCCAACCGAGAGCUAGAAGAGACGACUCAGCACAUCAACAACAGGAACAGGGCAGCUCAACACGCUCAGAAGUUGUCCACCGAGCUGUUCCAGUGCCUGUUCUUCAGAGACAGAGACCCCGAGUCUGACCCGAGCUGCGUGUCUGACGCUGUGAUCUACGCCAUCAGGGACAACGGCCUCCUCGUCUUUGUGCCACAGUACGGAGUGAAGGGCCCGGUGUACCUGAGGAGCAGAGAGGGGGAGGUUCUGACCUUUGGAGCCGACGGUCUCAGCGAGUGGAGCAGCGGAACAGUGAAGAGACACUCAGACCACAUCACCACCUCCUCUGUGAGCGGGAGCGCCACCUUCAGGCUCUUCCAGCACAUCACAGUGCGUAUCUCGGUGCAGUCAAACCGUUGCCACGCCGACUCUCUGAAACUGGAGGUGCUCAGAGACACGCCUCACGAGACCCCGAACCCAGACCUGGCCCAGACCCAGUCCAAGGUCCAGCUGAUCCGGGAGGUCCAGAGACAGGCCGAGGAGUCCCUGCAGAAGGCUUCGCUCAGACCCAAACUGUCCCGGGAGGAGAGGCAGUACAGUCAGAGCAAACAGCCAAACCUGUACUCUCUGCUGGAGGAGAUCAGGGAGCUGUCUCUGCUGGACGACGAGGCCAGUGCCAAGAAGUUCUGCGCCACCACGGCUUAAGGAGGAACUGUGGGUCUAUAUUACACUGUGUUCUGAUUUGUUAAAAAGUUUCUUCAUCAAAAACAGACCCCGAGAUGUUUUGCUUCAUUCACAUUUUUUUAAAAAGCCACACAUAUUUAGGAGGUUUUUUUUUUUUUAUCUGCAAACAGAAAACUUGUGACACCCUGUGAUGUCAUGUGGAGAAGAGGUGCUUCACUGUGUUAUUAGGUUCUUUUUUCAGACUAAGAGUUUGUUUUCAUACCUGACAGUUUCAUGGUCUUUCUCAGAGUCACGUGAUGUUGCUGUGACUUUGACUGGCCUGUGAUUUAAACAUGUUUUGGCGCCGUCUUCUAACUGGUGGAGGCAGGACGACAGCGCCAUCUGCAGUCCGACUUGCACAGGACAGUAUCCCAGGUGUGAGAGUAAAAAAGCCCCCUCGUCCCAGUUUAUAGUCUCGUGGGCAUGUUUUCGUAUUUCGCUUGACUCUUUAAUCCAGGGGUGUCAAACUCAUUUUGGUCCGGGGGCCGUAUCCAACCUACUUUGAUCCCAAAGGGGCCGGAUCAGAAAACUCCUGGCAUAUAAACCCUAUAAAUAACAAUAAGUUCAAAUAUUUGUGCAGAGAAACACAAAUCUAUUGCAGACAUAUUUUUUAAUUGACUCUUUCGUUUAUAAAAGAUUAUAUUAUGACCAACCUGAAACCUUAAGAAAGAUGCCAUUUCAACACAAUGUUUUAACAUUAACUUGUCUGCAAAUAGGAAUAAGUCCAUUUGUUUUGGAAAAUCCUGCUCUCAGUGUCCACUUUUCUCGUUUUUGACAUUUUGCUGAUGAGGGUGUCACGGUCAACAGUCAAAACGAUCGUCCUUUAAGAGCGUUUGGAAAGAGACAAGUCUUCAUUUGUGCUGCUCUGGUGGGAGGGGCCACGUACAGAGACGCCAGAGACGCUGCUGUGAUAAACACCACAGAAAAUUACCAAUAUUUUAAUAGAAAAUAUAAAUAAAAUAUUUUAGUAGAAAAUAACAUAAAUUAUCAGAAGACCAGAUGAACCUCAUUGGACUGGUGCUUCACUGUUUUUAAACUCCAUACACCUUCACUAGAAUCAUUUGGAUGAUUUCAGCCCUGGAAUUGCUACUUUUUACUGAACUAAAGGUAAACUAAAUUUGUACGUGGUGUUUUAGUAGCAUUAUCUGCUGCAUUUUUGGCAGCUUUAGUGCAAAUUAAGUAAACUUUGCUUUAUUUUGAAGAGACAUGAUUCACCCGCUCACUUUGACCAGCAGAGGGCACCAGCCUCGAAUCCCAAUGUUUGAAGGGACAAACAUUGGGAUUAAUUUUAAUUACUUGCUCAGAGGAUUUUUUCGAAACAUAUACAGUAUUAAGUUUUGAAACAUGAAAUAUUGAUGCUAUGAUGUGUUACAUUUUUAAUAGAAACCAGGUUCUGUAAGAAUAAUGUCUACUGCUUCUAUAUACCUCAGAAUGAUACAAUAUUAAGCACUGAUGUUUUGGUCGCAAACAUUUUAAACAAAACAAGAUUUUAACUUUUUAUUACUGUAUAUGUACCAAAACCAAACAUUUUAAUCCUUAGAAUCAUGUUUACAUUUUUGUUCCAUUGACGGGUGCAGAAAGUUUUCUUAAUUUAGUUUUUUACCAGAGGUUUAAUGAAUUAAAGUAGCUAAAGGUAAAUCUUAAUACUCAGCUGGUGGUCACAUGGGGCUGCCAAACCUGCUUUUAACAUUUUUGAAAAUGUAAAUUAUUUUGACGAAUAAACCAUUUUUAGAAAA